Momordica charantia (bitter melon) is the source of this 2619-nucleotide messenger RNA. Its product is annotated as Tetratricopeptide repeat (TPR)-like superfamily protein. Gene Ontology annotation, biological process: RNA modification. The record is from RefSeq and is a predicted model, not a curated record. Gene Ontology annotation, molecular function: protein binding; RNA binding. NCBI's taxonomy places the organism in Eukaryota, Viridiplantae, Streptophyta, Magnoliopsida, Cucurbitales, Cucurbitaceae.
GUUAAUUCUGUGGCCUCCUCCCAUUUAUCAUGAAUCAAACAGCCAUGAACAUGGCUGUGGAACAAGAAUGGAGUUCCUAAUUUGUGAAAUAUGCCCUCCAAUGGCGACCAACUCAAGAAUCGGGCUGCGAAAAGGCUCUGCAUUAGGAAUACACGCUUAAGCGCUAGUGCAUGGAAUUGAAGUAUUACGAGAAUAUUCGAAGUCAGUGGCGGGUAUUUUUCUUCUCCAAUUGAUAUAUUAUUUCAAUCCCUAAUGAUUUGUAGAAAGCAUUUGAGUUUUCUUCUGGACUUUCACUUAUGUACCGCUAUGGGCGAGGCAUUCGCCUUCUUAGUUCAGCUUCAACAAGUAGAAAAAUCAAUUGGGACCCGACUGUGGCUCUUAAACUUAAUCACCCAUCUCUUGUUUUUCUUGAAAAGUGCAAUUCGAGAUUCCAAUUUAAGCAGAUUUUGGGGCAUAUGAUGAGAAACAAUCUGAUGGGUCAAACAUUUCCCAUGAGUAGGCUUCUCUUUUUCUCAGCUGUUUCACAUCCUGAGAAUCUGGACUUGGCAAUACUUUUGUUUUAUCACUUCACUCCUUUUCCCAAUCUUUAUAUAUACAACACCAUGAUCUUAGGAUUGUCGUUUUCAACUGAGAAGGCCUUUGGCAUUUAUGGUUCCAUGCUCCAAAGUGGCACUUGCCCAGAUAGGCAAACUUUUCUUUACCUUCUUCAGACUACCAAAUGUGUUGCUGAAGUUAAACAGAUUCAUUGCCAUGCCUUUAUUGUUGGUCUGCUGCCAGAGGAAGAAUACCUGCAAAACUCACUUAUCAAAAGGUAUAUAGACAAUGGAUGUUUUGGCCCUGCUCGCCAGGUGUUUGAUGAAAUGUUGAAUCGGGAUGUCGUCUCCUACAAUAUCAUGAUCGUUGGUUUUGGUAAAAUGGGAGACAGUUUGGGGGCUUUGGAACUGUUCCAUCAUAUGGGGUCUUAUGGUCUUGAACCUGAUGAUAUCACCAUGUUAGGCCUUCUCUUGUCGUGCGGGCAGUUGGGAGAGGCGAAGUUGGGAAAAUCUGUUCAUGCUCAGAUUGAGAAGUCCAGUGGUCCUUCAAACUUGAUAUUAUACAAUGCCCUUCUGGAUAUGUAUGUGAAAUGCAAUGAAUUGAAGCUGGCCCGACGAGUGUUUGAUGUUCAGUUGGAGAAGGAUACGGUUUCGUGGAACACGAUGAUUGCAGGAUAUGCCAAGGUAGGUGAAUUGGAACUUGCCUGCGACGUUUUUAACCAACUUCCUACAAGAGAUAUUGUCUCCUGGAACUCUUUAAUUUCAGGUUACGUGCAGAAGGGUGAUUAUGUGAUGGUUAAAAUUUUGUUUACUCAUACGUUUGCCGAGAAUGUUAAACCCGACGAGGUAACGAUGGUUAACUUGAUCUCUGCUGUAGCAGAAAUUGGAGCUUUAGAUCAGGGGAGAUGGAUCCAUGGAUUAGCAGUGAAAAUGCAGACAAUAAUAGAUGCAUUUCUGGGUUCGACAUUGAUUGAUAUGUACUGCAAGUGUGGAAGCAUCGAAAGAGCUUCCAUUGUGUUCAAGCAAAUUUCUAAAAAAGAUGUUACAACAUGGACAACAAUGAUCACUGGAUUGGCCUUUCAUGGGUAUGGAAGAAAAGCUUUGGAACUAUUCUCCAAUAUGCAACCCGAAACAAAGCCUAACGACGUAACAUUCAUUUCAGUUCUCACAGCUUGCAGCCAUAGUGGAUUUGUUGAUGAAGGGCUCAAAAUAUUUCACAACAUGAAGAAAGUAUACAGUAUUGAACCGGGAGUUGAACAUUAUGGAUGUUUGGUCGAUCUCUUAUGUCGGUCGGGUAGGCUGUUGGAUGCUAUUGAUGUGAUUGAAAAUAUGCCUAUGGAACCUAGUCAAUCUGUCUGGGGUGCAGUAUUGAGUGCAUGUAGGACACAAGGGAAUAUGAAACUAGCAGAGAGAGCUUUGACAGAGCUGCUCAAGUUAGAGCCCGAGAAAGAGGGCGGAUACAUUUUGUUAUCAAACAUAUAUGCGACGUGUGGGAGGUGGAGCUAUUCCGACAACAUUAGAGAAGUGAUGAACAGUAAAGGAGUGAAAAAGAUUGCAGGCUGUAGUAGUGUGGCGGUCGAUGGGAUUGCCCAUGAAUUUACGGCUGCAAAUAAGCAGCAUCCAAGAUGGAUGGACAUCUGCUCAAUGCUGAGCUUUCUAACAAGUGAAAUGAGGUUGGGAGCUGAUGUUCUAUCACAAGCAUGCUUGACUUCAAGUUGAAAUUUGUAAGGUUUGGAGAACUCUAUGAAAGUCGGGGUUAGACCCUGAUGAAUGCCUAUAUGAGAUUUAAUAUCGUAUAAGUUUCCUUGACAAUCAAAGAAUCGGUCUCAGCUAGAAUUCUAUCUUUGGAACUAUCCUCCUCUAAGUUAACAGCUAGCCACCCCUCUCUCGCCAAGAAACCUUAUGGUUUGUAUACUACUGUGCUCAAAAGAGCCACUCUUUGAAGGGUUACUCCACCUCACUUGGACUAAUACUUCGUGCUAUAGAAGGAUUCUGUAGCUACAAAAUUUUUAUGGUUUUUUAUUUUGAGGGUUCAACAAACAUGUGAAGAAGAGAUUUGAACUUUACCUUUAGUAUGUAACAAUUU